Messenger RNA from Cricetulus griseus (Chinese hamster), 3876 nucleotides. Lineage: Eukaryota; Metazoa; Chordata; Mammalia; Rodentia; Cricetidae. The record is from RefSeq and is a predicted model, not a curated record.
UACUGCGCUACUGCGAGAACAAGUUCAACGACAAGCACAUCACCACCCUGCAGGCAUCUUUCUUAACAAAGAAGUUAAAUAUUGGUGGAAAAAGAGUAAACCUUGCCAUAUGGGAUACAGCAGGUCAAGAGAGAUUCCAUGCAUUGGGUCCAAUUUACUACCGAGAUUCGAAUGGAGCUAUUUUAGUUUAUGAUAUAACGGAUGAAGAUUCCUUUCAGAAGGUAAAAAACUGGGUCAAAGAGCUACGGAAAAUGUUGGGAAAUGAAAUCUGUUUGUGUAUAGUUGGUAAUAAAAUAGACUUGGAAAAGGAGAGACAUGUUUCUAUCCAAGAAGCAGAGUCGUAUGCAGAUUCUGUGGGAGCAAAACAUUAUCAUACUUCUGCUAAACAAAACAAAGGAAUUGAGGAACUCUUCCUUGACCUCUGUAAAAGAAUGAUAGAGACAGCACAAGUGGAUGAGAGGGCGAAAGGCAAUGGCGCUAGCCAAGCUGGACCUGCUCGUCGAGGUGUGCAGAUCAUCGACGAUGAACCUCAAGCUCAGAGCGGUAGUGGAGGGUGCUGUUCUUCUGGAUAACUGCUCACGUGUGAAACUCAAACAAAACAGAACUGUGGAUCAUUGCCCUCAACAUGAAGACUGCCAUAUUCCAAGUCACGUCAUUUUACCAAUGGAGUUAGAAUUAACAGUAUUUUAAAUUACGUUUAUAACACUGAAGAGACCUUAAGUGCUAAACUUAGUGGAGUUUGUGACCAGAGAAUUGGCAUUUUCUACAAAUGUUAACAAAGCAAUUACCAAUGGCCUUUUUACAUAUUUUUUUCUUUAAUGAGGAAUAAUAUGCAUGUAGAAAAGACCUACUUAAAGGCUUCAUUUAUAUUCUUUUAAAUCAGAUCUUUAUUUAAUAACUUAUAUAUGAUGUUGGAAUGGUAUACAUUUUUGCAGUCCUUUGUAUUUUGUGGUAGUUUGAAUUGUAUCACUUCUAAACAGCAUACUGUUUUUGUUUUUGUUUUUGAUUAGCAGAUACCUGAAGUUCUAUUUUUGCAGGGUUUGCACAGGCCCCUAACUGUCUACUACUUUGAUAUAAUCUAUAAACAUCCUGUAUGCUGAGCUGGUAAAAUACAUUGUAAAUUACAUAUUAAAUAUUUUAUCUGCUUUUACAAGCGCAAGGUGCAAAAACAUAUACAAUUGUCUUAUUGGUGACUGUAAAGUGAAUUAGCUGUUGGUGACGAUCCCUAAGCUUUUUGACUCUGUUACAGUGAUCACCCUCUUUCACUUUGUCUUAACGUGACAGUGGCGUGUUUAAAGUUACACAUACUUUACUUGAAUUAUUACUGUUGUCACUUUUUUUUUUUUUUUUUUUUUUUUUUUUUUUUUUUUUUUUUUUUUUUUUGGCCUCUGUAAGUCCCAGUGAUCAAAAAGCAGCAUUUGCCUUUUUAUUAUUAUUAAACAAGAUUUCUUCUGCCAAUUUUGUUUUAGAACAGUUACCUUAGAAGAAUUUGAGUGGAGCUUGCCAAGUUUCACUUCUGCAACAAUUUGAGUUUCCUGUAGGGCUUUCCAUGAAAUGGAUUCACUGGUCUGAGAAGAGGGGUCCCAGGUAGUAGCCACUGACCAAGGCUUAUUUAUGUAGGAUGUUGAGUGGUAAUUUAUGCCUCUGAAGCAACUUCUGGAUCCCUUAUGAGGAUGUUUAAUCGGUCAUUCUCAGAAAUGAAUUUAGAAAGUUGUAUUUCUAAGAGUUAUCUCAGUUUCUAUGGGAAGAAGCAUUUUGUAAUGCAGUUACAACAACACUGGAAAGAUUUAUUAUAAAAUCAUAUUCUUGUUUGUCUUGUAACUACUCCCAUAUUGAAUUUUUUUUUCUUUAGCAUUGGACUGAAAUUUGUUCAUUUAAAAAAGAAUCAGGCACUGCUCGAAGAAGAGACAGAUUGUAGAAAUUAACAUAAAUUGUUCUAAUAUAUAUAUUUUCCCAUUUCUGUCAUGCUUGGAAAACUAGUAAAUGUUGUGUGUAAGAUAAGAUGGAAUGGUCCUGGAUUUACUUCUUCUAAGAAUUAGAGUAUAGUAAUGCAAUUAGUAAGCAUUUCUGAAGACACGAAAAUGUGAUGGUCACUGAGUGAAUACUACCAUGUUCUUAGGAGUAGAUUAAACCUUCCCAAAUAGGUGGGAAGUUGAAUGACUUGACACCUUACCAUCUAAAUAGUAGGGAUUUAGCAUUGUGUUCUCUGAGCCCUCUCUUUAGAUUAUUUACUUAGCGACCUUGACAGAUGCAAAACACUGACUCUUUGCUGUGUGCCUGAAGAUGGUCAGAAAUGAAAAGUCAAGAAAAUGAGCUACAGCUGUGUCCCAUUGCAGACUGGUUGUGCUGUGCCCUUCCUGGGUUCCCUGUGGAGUUGGUGUUUAUGCAGGGGUAGAAGGGGCAGCAGAAACCACAAGUCUUUGGAAAAUUUGUUCCUAUGCUCUGGCUUUUUCAAGAGUAAAGACUGCUGCCAAUCCUACUGUUGUAGACAGGAAAUAUACGUUCCUCGCCUGAGUAGAAUACUAUUUUUUUUUAAACUAGAGAUGAAAUUAAAACAAGUUAAACUUGAUCAUUGGAGGGCUGUGCUUGAGUUUUUCACUGUCAGUAGUAUCAAGUCCAUACAGGAGCCUCUGCUCUGGACUUGGAGGUAAUUAUUCCUGGGUUAGAAACUAUCCUCUGUACUGUUUCCACCUCACACAUCUCAUUCUCUCUCUCUUUAAAGUUAUGAUCCAUGCUAACUGAAUAACAGACACGUAAUACAGUACACCUGCUGUGCUCCAAGGCAUGAAGGACCUUAAGUGGAGUGAGGGGAAAGAAAAGAAUCAGUCAGCUGAAUGCCUGUGGAAGAGAAAGAUAAAGCAAUGAUAGACUAAGGCCAGCAAAGUGUUCUUGGUCCUGCCUUCUUCUGGUCUAUCUGUGUUCCUAUCCUAAUAACUUGUGCUGUUAGGAAAAGGCAAAGGUGGCAUAGUGGUGUGUAUUAGAUGCUAAAUGACUCUCCAAAAGUAUAUACAGGUCACAUAACCUAAAGCUAGUUUAAGAUAGUCAUUAAUUUCAUUAUUAUGUUAAUGUAUACAGUCACCAUUUUUGUAAUGAGUAGCUUGCUGUUUGUUUUGCUUUAUGGUUAUGGAAGGGUGUUUUUAAAAAUGUCUUCUGCAACAGUUGGGGAUGAGCAGUAAUCUGAAAAGAAAAUAUGUUGUUAUAUGAAAUACACAUACUUAUUGUGUUUGGGGUGUCUCUUAAGAAUACCCUAAGAUUAUGAUUGUUACUGUAUUGAAAUCUUUUUUUCAUACUAGCCCUAAAUUAUUAUUUUUCUUUGGUGUUAGAAAACAAUGAUUUUUUUUAAGUUUUUUUCUUUUGGUUUCCAGUAAUAAAAGAUAAAGUCCAGAAGGAGAUAGGAUAGACGUCACAUAUGUAUAAAACUCUAAUCCAACAAUGUUUAUCUUCAUUUUGAUAAUACAUUGCUUUUAUCAUGGGAUAGUUUCUCGAUAAGGCAAGAUACACAAUUAUGUGCCAAAUAAUUAGAGCAUUUAAAAUAGACUGUGAUACUGUUUAUGUCUUUUAGUAUAUAGUUUAUAAUUUUCUGUUUUAUAAAUGUCAUCAGCCUUCUACACAAUGGACCUUCAUUAUUUAUUUGCAGAUAAUGUAGGUGGCAUUUGCAAAGGUAAUUAUAUUAUCUCUUGAUGUGGUUUGAUUUGUUCCUUUAACUUCCAAAUUAUCUUUUUACGUCCUGUGGCCAUUUUGAAUCUUGAAAUUCUCCAGGAAAGGGUGACCAAUAGGAAGCUCACAAUCAUGUAUUAUAAAGAGACUUUACAUACUUUUUUAAAUUAUAAAAUGCAUUGUCCGGGUUUUCAUAAUUAAAGCUGAUACUGAGCUACA